Didymodactylos carnosus is the source of this 2748-nucleotide messenger RNA. Lineage: Eukaryota; Metazoa; Rotifera; Eurotatoria; Philodinida; Philodinidae. The record is from the annotation of a GenBank genome assembly.
GGUGAUAUUUGGAAUCAGUGUCAAAAACUGCAGCAGAUGAUGUGCCUUUCAAAUCUUUCAGAGAAAUGAAAAAUUUCGACAUUUUUUCGAUUUUUUAUGUUCGGCUUCCGAGCAAAUUUUGACAAAAUUUUUCAUCUCCCUAAAAGAUUUGAAAAGCACAUCAUCUGAUGCAGUUUUUGACACUGAUUCCAAAUAUCACCUUACUUUUGCUUUUAAGUGAAGUUUUGAUGACUAAAAUCUCAAAAAACUGAAAACUCGCGGUUAGUCGGCCAUCUUGUUUUUAGGUCUUGGAACUUUUCGACCACUUUUAAGAAACAGAGUUUUUGCGCUUAGUUUGAGAGAGCUCAGAGAUGGCUACUUUUCGCAAAUCGACGAUGGUGCUCAUUUGUAAAUUCUAUAACUCAGCCAGAAUAAGUCAGAAAGUUUUUUUUUAUUUUUCAUGACCCCAGUUUCGAUAGUAGAAUCCGAAUAUGAAAUAAAAAGUAUAUAUCAAUUUUUCACUCGUGAUCGAUCUUUGGUAAGAUACUACAUCGACUGGCGAAGUCUCUCUUAACUGUGCCAGUUUUUAUAGUUACAGUUAACCGUAACUGUUGCAUACCUAAACGUUACGGCCUAGGAGACUACUUCUCAAUUAUCUAGGCAUUCAAACAUGCUUUUUCAAUAAGCGCUUAAUUGUAAAAGAAGAAUAGGAUGUUUGAGGUUUGGGAAAUUAAGUAACACACACGCCUUUUAAAUUUUUUAUCGAGCUGGAACGACCUACUUCUUGAAAGCUAAGAAUGCAUAAAGAACUCAAACAAUCUCUCCUGACAACCUUUAUUACAAAGAAAACUCAGUUAUAUUCUAAAAUAGUUCACUGUACGUCACUCUUAGGAUAAGAUUUAGAUUAAAUGUUGAAAAGGUAAUGAAAAGGACGUUUUUUUCUCCGCAAAAAAAGAAAUGAAAAGAGCGCAGGGUUGAAAUUUAUAUAAUUUGAACUUGCUGUAUCUUUCAUAUAUAUUAAAAUAUUUUUCUCGUUUUUUAAAGUUGGAAAUUCUUCUUUUGACACAUUAUAAGGCUUUACACGGUUCAGUAUUUUGAACACGUUGUAUUGAGUUAUUCGUGUCAACUGAAAGUGUUUGAACGUAUUAUUUUUGUUAAUGCCUAUAAUAUAUGUAAACUUUUAAAGCGUUGCAACGUAUUCAAUACGAUUCUGAGACUCUAACGCUUUUUAGGCGUUGAAAAAAGGCGUUCGAGCGCCAUUCUAUCUCUUAACGAAUUCGAAUUUAUUGUAUGAGUGGCAGGCGUUACUAGGAUUAAAAUUGUAAUUCCAUCUUUGAGUAAUGGUAGCGGAGAAAUGUAGAACAGAGAGGCAGCAUUCUGACUUUAGCACACUAGAUUAUCAGAACAACAUCUUAAACCUACAAGUCUAAUUUUUGUGAAAAUUCAAUACGUCGUAUGCACUACGGCCUAAAUUUGGAAAUUUAUUUUCAACGCUCGGCUUCUUAGAGCCUUUAAUGAUUCAUAGAAGCGUUGUUUCAGACGUUUAGGUAUACAGACCGGUUCACUAACGGCGACAUUUUUUUUAAUAUAUACGAACGUUCAUAAUUCUGUUUGCGUUUGAUGCAUUAAAAACCUUUUUUUAAUGCCUUAGGAUAUUAUCAUACGACCUCAUAUCCGUAGGCCCCCAAAAAUUUCUUUAAAACAGUGUAAGCUCUCCGAAGCCUUUGUUUUGCUGAUUUUUAACAAAAUAAUACGAUCAGACACAUUCGAAACUAGAUUCCGAGUUAAAGCAUAAAACACUUUCGGUGACUACUGGGGGUUUUGGUUCUUCUAACGCGUUCACACUUGUUGGUAGGGGGAAAUUAUCCCGUUUACGCACUCGAAUGUUUCAUUGUAUCGCACGAAUCUAAUCUAUGCGAACUUGUUAUUGAACUAACAAGGUCUGCCAGGGUUCACUCUUCCUGGGUUGGACAAGCCUUAACCACUCCACACAAUACAGGAGAAUCUUAGAGUCAGUAUUUUAGACGUACUAUCAACACAACGGAAAGUGGAAAGAUAAGUGUUUAAGUAGGUACAUUUAAUCAUCACUACACGAUAACAUAAUCUGACUAACGAGUAAUAUUAGAAAAACAAUGAUGCUCACUUUAAAGGAAAGUCGUCAUCGUGCAUUGUGAUGCUGAAAAGCAAAGUUCAGUAUCAUGAAUGGCGAACAGAAAACAUUUUAACUGAUCUGAGCGGAGUUCAGUAACUGACAAAAAAGUGAGUGAUAAUUUAAACGAAUCCAGUCAUUUUCUCUUCAGUAUCGAUGAUAACCGAUCAUAACUACGAGCGCCAGACUCUUUGCACAUUACUAUACUUAUAGUAAUUAGCCAAGAGUGACCGCUUUAGAAAUCUCGUCGAAUUCGUAAGACCCCACAUUCAUUGUUUCCUCUUGCAUUCUGUACCAUUAUGAUAUUACCAUUAUAGCAAUACUAAUAAAAUCAGUUUUCUAGUUAAUUCUUUUAGGAUGAUGAAUUAGAUAUUGCAUUAUAUGACGCAAUACGUUUUGAUUCUGUUCGUUUUGCUGAUUUAUUUGUUGAAUAUGGUGCAAAUUUCGAAAACUUAAAGGGAAUAAUUGAUAUGGACGAUAUGAAUGAAUUUUAUCUUAAUCAUAGAGGUAAGACUAAACGUAUCCCAUGUGGUAAGAUAGAGGAGCCCUUAAAAUCGAAUUAUUAUGACAUGUAUGUCCCUGGUAAAGAUAAAAAAUCCAUACCCGGCGGUUUUAUUUGA